Monascus purpureus is the source of this 2453-nucleotide messenger RNA. The record is from the annotation of a GenBank genome assembly. Lineage: Eukaryota; Fungi; Ascomycota; Eurotiomycetes; Eurotiales; Aspergillaceae.
AUGCCUCGGCGAGGGCGGCGAGCGCGAGGACAGUCCGAAGCGUCCAGUCUUCUCCCCGGUUUCAAAAGCAAGAAGAUUGUCGAGGAAUUUGGAACAGCUGCAAGAAAGCCAAAUUCCAUUGUUGAUAUUCACAAUGAACUCGAAUUUUCUCAGUGGUACAACGAAGUGGGAGAUAGCCUGCUCGAAACCAGCUACGAUGAAUACCAGUCCUGUCUCGAUGAGCUUCAAGUAUCAAAGACCCACCUUGAUUCGCUUCUGUCCGACACCACUUCCACCCUCGACCUUUUGACCAGUUUAUCCGAAUCCUUCAAAGCCGUUGAAUUGCAGACAUCUAAUUUCCAGAAACAAUGCGAGGGCCUCCUGUCAGCCCAGAAACGCGAUUCGGAUUUUGCAGAUGCUAUUCAGUACAAUCUGCAGUAUUACGACUUCCUAGACCCUGCCUCGAAGAAACUCAACGCCCCUCGUGCCGGAAAUUCUGUCCGUGACAGGGAGUUCUCGGAUAUGCUACGGCGCCUGGAUGAAUGUCUGGAUUAUAUGGAAACACAUACCGAACAAAAGGAAGCUGAGGUUUAUCGCUCCCGGUACAGACUUCUUUUGACUCGAGCCCUGACACUCAUCCGCGGACAUUUUGUGACAGCGCUGAGAGAUAUUUAUCAUGACGUCUCGAAACGAAUUGCAGACCAACAACUUAAUGACACCACAAUGUCCGCUCUCUUGUAUGCCAAGUUCCGAGUCGGGGCCCCCGAGUUGAAACAAAUUGGCCUCGAGAUUCAAAAACGGGCAGUGCCCCCAUUGGAUCCUGAACAAGGGAAUGAAGCAGAAUACCAGAGCCUUCUUAACGAACUACAUACGAAUUUUGCUGCUGUUCGAGGGAAACUGAUUGUCCCUUUGGUUCAUAAGAAGCUCAAUGAGAUCGCUCUUGCGCCGAGCUCGUCCAAAGAUCUAGUCACUUUUGCUCGUGCCAGCAUUAGCUACGUCCGCGGAAUUUGUCUGGAUGAGUUCGAUCUUUGGGGUGAAUGGUUUCAUGGCCAGGGAGGUUUGUAUGACUUCCUAGAGACGAUCUGCGAGCCUUUAUACGACCAUCUUCGACCUAGAAUAAUCCACGAAGACAAAAUUGUCAGGCUUUGUCAACUGUGUACCCUCCUGCAAACCCGCUAUCUACUCGACCCAGAUGAGGAGUUGGAGAAUAUAGAUAUGACCCAACUUGACUUUCCCGUUCUGAUUCAACCUGCUCUGGAAGAUGCCCAAACCCGGCUGGUCUUCCGCGCACAAGCAUUCCUGCGUGAUGAAAUCGAGCGUUACAAACCUCGGCCUGAAGAUCUUGACUAUCCAGUACGCGUCAGAGGGGCUUCUGUGUCAGCAACGGAUGGCCAGAUCUCUGGCAAGAAAGUCUUAUCUGCUGACAUGUUGGUGGGUCUGCCUCAAUCUACCAAGACAGAAGAUAAUACAGAUUCGGCAUUUGAACAAGAUGCCAAGUGGGACUUAGAAAUGCAAGCUGGUUGCUAUCCAACCUUACGGAAGGCCAUUUGGCUACUCAGCAGAAUAUAUCGACUUGUGAAUUCUACUGUAUUUGAUGACCUGGCUCACCAAAUCGUACACCAAACGAACCUAUCUCUUCACCAAGCGAGCAUUCUAAUUACCAACAAAACAACUCCUUUUGACGGACAGCUAUUUCUACUGAGCCAUUUACUUCUCUUGAAACAACAGAUCGUUGCCUUUGACAUAGAAUACGUGACACCAGAGGUAUCCUUUGACUUUUCAGGAAUUACAAACACCUUCUGGGAACUUCGGGAAAGAGGUGGUCUGUUUAAUCCACGCAACCUUAUGCGUCUGGUUGGUCACGGUUUACUCCCGCGAGUGGUGGAGAACAUGCUGGACGCCAAGGCAGAGCUUGACGGGAGGCUGAGAACUGUGAUCAAUGAUUUCAUCAAUGGAUUUGCGACCAAAAUGACGGCAUCUCUACCGUCAAGAUUUGUUGACAAACGAAACUUACAGCGUGGGGAAGUGAUGGUCCCUACCUGUCGAAACAUUGAGAAGGAGGUCCCGAACCUACGACGCGUCCUGGAUGACUACCUAGAUGAUCCUCGGAUGAAGGAGACCCUGGUCGGAGCCGUGCAGGAUCGGGUCAUCCAGAUCUACGAAGAUUUCUUCGAGGUAUACCGGUCCGCAGAGAAAACGAAGGGGAACCCCGUGAGCAAGAAGGGCAAGGGCCGUGAAGACACGGUCUGGGAUGUCGACACUUUUGCCGAAUGGUGCGAUGAAAUCUUCAUGGUUGGGUCGACGGCCGUGGAAGCCUCGGACGACGAUCAUAGCAGAAGCGGGAGUGUUAGCCACAGUUUUGUUUCAUGAUAUGUUAUGAUUUUUAUGAUACCAAAGCUAUUUCUUGAAUGUGGAUACAAUUCCCUGAGACCUGAUAAUAGUAUCGACUGACGUGGCACGACGGGACGACCCGG